AAGUUUUUAGAAUACGAUUUUUUUUAAAGUGUUUGAUACUCGCGAGUCAUAUUCGGAAAACCCUCAUGCAAGUGUUAAGGACUAAGUGCAAAGAAAUGCUUUCGCAUAGUGUUAGUUGACGCGGUUUUUGUUUGUAAACGAACGUUUUCAACUUCAGCUGAACGAGUGAACAUGCAAUAUAAAAGAACUUUGUGUUAAAAGUUUAUUGCGCGCAUCCCCGAGCAUACAGGAUUUAGUACCUUACUGCAAAGUUGUCGCAAAGCCGAGUCGAGAGGCGUUGGAAGCGAGCCGGGAGCCAGUGAGAACAGUCCGCGCGCCCGCCGAGAUACAUCGACGUCUGCCCGCAUAGGAUGGUAGAAACUGACCCGGGGCCCAAACCUCACGAUUGUGAUGUAAAAAGGAACCACCAACUAAACGGACCAGGUUCCAAGACUGCAGAACUUGGAGUCGUCCCAUCGCUGAAGACACCAGUCAAAGGCGAUCCGGAAAAAGGCCCAGUCUCUGAGAAAGCUGACUUCGAGAAAGCUAUCGAAUUAGCCGGAUAUGGCCGCUUCCACUACCUACUGCUGGCGGUCUGCGGACUCGUCAGCACCUCCGAGGAGAUGGACGUCAUCUCCAUGUCCUUCAUCCUGCCGUCGGCGCAGUGCGACUUAGAUCUCACCACGCAGACUAAGGGAUGGCUGAACAGCAUAAUCUUCAUCGGCAUGAUGGCCGGCGCGUACGCAUGGGGCUCGGUGGCAGACUCGCUGGGCCGCAAGCGCGUGCUUAUUGCCAUCUCCGUCAUCAACGCGCUGGCCAUCGUGGCUUCCUCCUUCAGCCAGAACUACGAGCUCUUCAUGUUGUUCCGCUUCAUCAACGGAGCCGCACUCGGAGGCUCAGGUCCCGUCAUCUGGUCAUACUUCGCAGAGUUCCAGCCGAAAAACAAGCGCGGGGCUAUGUUGAGCUUCAUGGCGGCGUUCUGGACGCUUGGCAACCUGUUUGUGGCCGGUCUUGCCUGGGUCAUCAUCCCCAGCGGAAUCGGAGGAGAGACUAACGGUUUCGUGUACAACUCAUGGCGUAUCUUCUUACUCGUGAUGUCACUGCCAUCAUUCCUGGUCGCCGCCCUCCUGUUCCUCUUGCCUGAGUCUCCCAAGUUCCUCAUCUCCACCGGCCGCCACGAAGACGCGCUGGAAGUCUUCCGCGGAAUCUACCUCAUGAACACUGGCAAGAGCAAGGACCAGUACCCCGUCAAACAAAUCUUAGUAGAAGAACCGAUGCACACGAAGCCGGAGAAACAGAUUGAGACAAAGGAACCCCAGCCGCCUAAGUCGAAGCUAAGGAGGAUGCUCAGCGAUAUCGUUCAGCAUAGCAAGCAGUUAUUCGUACCGCCCAUUCUAAGGUUCACGACGAUUUCUAUCACCAUCAACUUCACUUUCCAUAUCGGGUACUACGGACUCAUGAUGUGGUUCCCUGAAAUGUUCAACCGUUUCGACGAGUGGUCGAGGAUGAACGACAACGCGCCUGCUGACAUUUGCCAGGUGACACGUUACGUGACGCAGUACGGCACGCACUCCGCCGAGGCAACAUGCGACUCCAACAUCCGCUCUGAUGUGUUCAUGGAGUCGCUCAUCACCGUGGCCGCCGCCAUCCCCUCCAACAUCUUCGCUGUGCUUGGCAUGGAUCGGCUCGGACGCAAGUUCUUCUUGGUGUUCGCGACCUUCUCGGCUGGUCUGUGCUCCGCGGCGAUGUACUUCGUGUACAACAAGACGAACAACCUGAUCGUCAGUGCCAUCUUCAGCUCUGUCAUUUCGUGCGGUAACGCCUCACUCGACUGCCUCAUCACCGAGGUCUUCCCCACCAACUUAAGAGCGACGGGUGUAGCCGUGUCCAUGGUAGCAGCCCGUCUGGGCGGCAUCAUAGGCAACGUGGUGAUAGCGGCACUGUUGGACCAGUACUGCCCAGCGCCCACCUUCAUCGUGGCCGUUCUGCUGGCCGGCGGCGGUCUCAUGUGCCUGUUCUUGCCCAACACCACGAGACAGGCGCUGAAGUAACCUAUGGCUCGUUUGGAGAGCGUCUCCUAGACUGUUAAGAACACUGCGAACUUUUGGGGUUCGGAAUUUCCUACCCAUUAACUGGGUAAUUACCCAGUUGCACGUUUAUGUGCUGAGAUUUUUACGAAAACAUCUAAAACGGGAAUUUUAUAAGUGUUCUUAACAUUGUAGGUACACGCAAACUAGUUGGACAUUGUCCAUAAGAGCCAUAGCUUCUAACGCGCGCGCGUAACUUGCUCAGAUGAAUAGCAAAGGGGCUGCGUCUCUAAGAACUGUUUGCGCUAUUUUGUUAUUGCCAUUGACGUAUUUUUAUGCGCCUUACCUAACAAGGGUUGGACAUAGAGCUGGAUUGUCUUCUUGUCUAGCUUGGAUAUAGUGCAUAAAAAUCCGUUUUUGGCAAGUUUUUCCAAAGCAGAGUCAAAAUGCCGAUGUAAUGUUUUUGUUUAAAAGGGGAAUCAUUGAUGUUCUUAUAGAAUUUAGUGGCGGUCGAAGCCAUGUGAUAACUUUAAGUAUUCAUUCAUUUAAACAUUGUUGUAACUAGUUCGCUCAUAUUUGUACAAUAUUUUUUACAAGUUUUUAAUUUAUGAUAUUAAACGAAAUAACGAGCAAUAUUUUCUACGAUAGUAAUAGUGUAAAUAUGCCUGUCGUUAUGCUGAAGUUGUACUUCUGUAGACUCUGAUAGUAAUUAAUAACGAACUGAACUUUUGAUAUUGUAAAAAAAUCAUAGUAUCUAUUCAAGUUUUAUAAAAUACAAAAAAAAGUUGUUUCUUGAUCUUUUCCUAUUUUCCACGCUGUUACCUUCAAAAACCCAAUCUUCCCUAAUAUAAAAGUAUUAUAGCUGUAAGAAUUUUCAUUUACAUCUCUGUUGUAUAGUUAGGCAAUGCAAAUAUUUUCAUAUUACGAAUUUAUGUAGCGAUUGUUACCGUAGUCUGUAGUACGUAGUUUGUAGUCUAAAUGAGAGAUCAUGCGAUUUUGAUAUAAUCGAAUAAACUGGCCAAUGGUGGCCUUGUCUGGCAAAAGUUAUUUAAACCUGUUCUAACUUAUGUAAACGCAAUACUUUGUCAAUGACGAUACUUUGUUCGAUUAAUUUAAGCAAAUAAAGAUAAUUUUACAUGGAAACGAAUAAAUCAUAUUGAGGAAAUGA
Molecule: messenger RNA, 3174 nt
Organism: Leguminivora glycinivorella
Lineage: Eukaryota; Metazoa; Arthropoda; Insecta; Lepidoptera; Tortricidae
Product: synaptic vesicle glycoprotein 2B
Exons: 12
Coding region: 351-2030 (559 amino acids)
Biological process (GO): transmembrane transport
Cellular component (GO): membrane
Molecular function (GO): transmembrane transporter activity
Source: RefSeq, a predicted model, not a curated record